Amorphotheca resinae ATCC 22711 is the source of this 1089-nucleotide messenger RNA. RefSeq lists its product as hypothetical. Bases 76 to 819 code for a protein of 247 amino acids. The record is from RefSeq and is a predicted model, not a curated record. Gene Ontology annotation, molecular function: triose-phosphate isomerase activity. The transcript is spliced from 2 exons. NCBI's taxonomy places the organism in Eukaryota, Fungi, Ascomycota, Leotiomycetes, Helotiales, Amorphothecaceae. Gene Ontology annotation, biological process: gluconeogenesis; glycerol catabolic process; glyceraldehyde-3-phosphate biosynthetic process. Gene Ontology annotation, cellular component: cytosol.
UGAAGAUCAAUUUCAUGCCAUUCGAUUCUCUCAUAGAUUGAACAUUAUCUCGUACUGUUGAGACUCCCAGAUAUCAUGGCAUCGUCACCCUCUCGAAAGACGGUGGGUGUAUCCCUCAAGAUGUACUUCGACCUCGAAAAGACGUCCCAGUAUAUAAGGGCUUGUGCCCCACUUGGAGCCCACGCAUUAGCACACAACGUCGACAUCUUCGUGAUACCGGACUUCCUGUCCCUCACAGCCACGAGUACGGCUCUCCGUCUUGAAGCUCCCACCAUCCGGCUCGGAGCCCAGGACUGCUUCUGGGAGGAUAGUGGUGCGUAUACGGGAGAGGUGUCGCCGGCGGUGCUGAAGAGCAUUGGAUGCUCGCUGGUCGAACUCGGCCACGCAGAGAGGAGGAGGUUAUUCGGCGAGACCGACGCGGACGUUGCGAAGAAAGCACGAGCAGUUGUCAGGAACGGCAUGACGCCCCUAGUUUGCAUAGGAGAGAAGAGACAGGGAACGAUCGAGGAGGCAGUAGACGAAUGCCGGCCGCAAAUCGAGUCCAUACUAGAAGUAACGGACCAGGAAAUCAUCUUUGCGUACGAGCCGGUCUGGGCAAUCGGCCAGCCCAAACCUGCCUCUGCGGCAUAUGUGGUUGCUGUCACGAAGGAGCUGCGGAAGCUUUGCGGGUCGCGGCCCGUGAGGUUCCUCUAUGGUGGAUCAGCAGGACCGGGGACUUUUGAUGCGAUGCGGGACGGGGUGGAUGGCUUGUUUCUGGGACGUUUCGCGCAUGAUCCUGAGAGGUUCCGUGAGGUUAUCACGGAGGUUGGAGCAUCAUGAACCUCUCCUGCAGAUUGCAGCAAAUACGAGCUUGCCUCAUGGCCAAAGCGCGCGUUUGUCUUAGAGCCUCGAACAGAUCUUCGUCGGGGGUCAUGGGCUUGAAGGCUCCCUGCCGAGAAUUAGAUAGGUACUGGGCGGCCUUCAACCCAGCAACAAACAACAGGCAGACGAGCGUUGCGCAUGCUUUGACAAUUAACACCCUUUUCAGGCCUUUCAAUUGACCCAAAAAAAUGGCAGCAAAUUAGUGCUUUUACCCCGAAAGCGUCGGAC